Messenger RNA from Wyeomyia smithii (pitcher-plant mosquito), 1850 nucleotides. RefSeq lists its product as uncharacterized. The coding region runs from base 342 to 1850 and encodes 502 amino acids. The transcript has 3 exons. Lineage: Eukaryota; Metazoa; Arthropoda; Insecta; Diptera; Culicidae. The record is from RefSeq and is a predicted model, not a curated record.
CUUUCGAGUGCUCCCCGCUGCCUGGUUGCCUCCGUUCUGCCGUGGGAUGGUAAUCGUACGCACUCGGGCAAUGGAUUUUGUAUUAAUGUAUGGCUGCUUGUUGAUUGCUUCUAAAUUGAUUGGUUUGGUUCUGUUUAUUUCUCGCCUUGUUGUGAAUAGCCGGCAGCAAGAAACGCUGUAAAAAUAGUGUAAAGAUUAUUGAACUUUUCAAUACACAAAACACAAAGUUGUAUGAGCGAGCAAAAAUAAUCCUAGUAAUCCAGUUUUUCCGUGAUCUGGAAUUUGACCAGUCAAAAAACUAGUAACUCAACUGCAGAUCAAUUGUGUUUUUUUAUUUCACUAUGAACAGAACCCGCCCGUUAAACCGUUCGGCAGUUCAACCGACUAACCGGGAUCUCACGGUAGGCUUGGUAGGAGCUAUUAUUUCCUUGGCAGCGACGCUCUACCAGAACAUGAUGGUUGGUGAUCAAACGAGCAACGCCCUUCUGAUGCAGUCCCUGGCACCUAUUAAACAAAUGUUGGAUCAUUUAAUGCGCAAGAUUCGAGCCACUCCUGUCAGAGCCCAACCCCCAGCUACAAGGCACACCUUCACAGCCGGAACGCGUUCAGCAACUUUGCCUCCAUUACCCAGCCGAACGCCAGCUCGUGGUGUAACAUCAAAACCUGCGACCGUAGUUCGUCAUCCCAAGAUAUCCAGUACAUUUAAAGCGUCUUCAACGAUGGAUAGCAGCCGAUCGACCGCGUCAAAGCCCUCCUUUGUAGUGCCACCUGGGUGGCGCGAAAUAUCCAACUUGGACGACUGGAUGGACGAUUCGAUGGACAAUUCGGACGAUAUCUAUCCUCAAAUGGACAGUGACGCCAUGGAUGAAACUCCCAUGAUGAGCGGUUUUGAGUACUCCCAAGACCAGGAUUACUACCCAUCGUACAACGUCGAGGUUGCCGAUUUGGAAUCAAGUAAAACCUUCCAACCGACUUUCCAGAGCACCAUGCAUUUCGGACCAAGAAACGCAACAACCAGCAGACAGUCUCCUUUGCCGAAGCGUGUGACCGAGCUGCGACGUUCCGAACCGAGCCGACAAACGUUCCGACAAGCCGACGGAACGUACGCAGUACGUGAGACGAUCAACACCACCAAUCCGGACGGAAGCUUCCAACGGAUUACGAAAACUGUUAGUGGCCCCGAUGUUUCCAUUAUACAGAAUUUGAAUGAAACUGUUGACCUACCCAGUCUGAAUCGAACCUAUGCGGGAUCUGACGCUCCAAACGCCACAUUCGCUGUACCACCGACGGCGCCAAACGGCGGCAAUGUGACAUUCAAAGUGCCAUCAACCGCUGGACCAUCCAAUGAAAGACGCAAACUAGACUUGUACUUACUGCUGUGCCAGUCCGCCACUGCUUUGCUUUUGUCACUGAUGAGGGCCGCCGAGUGCAGCAAUCCCUCCGUAGAGGUAGCGGUCAAGCAAAAGGUGUUCCAGCUGAUGAAAACCUUGCAAGUGUUAUUGCGAGACCAAUCGCAGAACGGUUCGUACCAGGCGGAUCAAACACCAUUGAGAACUAGUAGGAGUAUCCGGGAUAUGAGUGCAGCUUUCAGACGCUCUCGGCCCGGCCUACAAAGGUAUAAUACUGCUUCUUCGUACCAAGCAAGGUCACUCGGAGAAAACCCGCAAAUAAGAGCGGAUUACAGUGUGACAAGUAGAAAGAACCGGAGCAACAGUUCCUGCGGCUACGAGUCAGACCAAGACCAAAACCGAUUCCGGGAUACCAGAGCUGCCGGACGUAAGUGCGCGAACAAAUACCUCGUGCUCAGCAACGUAGAGGACAGUAAUGUUGGAAAUUCUGUAAGAAACUAA